Amorphotheca resinae ATCC 22711 is the source of this 2241-nucleotide messenger RNA. RefSeq lists its product as hypothetical. The record is from RefSeq and is a predicted model, not a curated record. NCBI's taxonomy places the organism in Eukaryota, Fungi, Ascomycota, Leotiomycetes, Helotiales, Amorphothecaceae. Bases 1 to 2241 code for a protein of 746 amino acids. The transcript is spliced from 3 exons.
AUGUCUCGAUCUAGAGGCAUCCGAAUCCCAACCAUAAUUAUCCGAGGGAAAGAAUCCGCUCAGCAAGAGCACAACAAGUUCUUCUCGGACCGAUCAUCUAAGAUGGAGGGCUCACGGUUGGGAGAGAGCGAGUUUGGAGAUGAUUACAUCCCAUUUCCCGAGAAAUGGCCUGAUCCUUCUUUCACACCCCCCGGGCUAAAGCACCCCAUGCAGUUGAGACCGGUUGGAGAUCUGUGCAAUUCUUUGAUCCCAAACCCAGCCGACGUCUCGGCUGGCCCGCCGGAUUCUCAAGGUGUUCAUGGAAUUGGUCACUUAUCUAGUCCCCUUGCAGUUUCCAUAGGCAGUCAGCGCUGUAGUGAGCCAAUGGACCAUGCUCCAGUCUCAUACAGUACAGAGCAGCCGGGGAUUAGUGGCCUAGAUUCUCAGAGAAAAGCCAAAUUUCAAGUUCCAAAUCCCGCAAAGCCUCGGAGGUUGGACGCAGCAGAUCUCUUGAAAGUCGACGGAUUACAAAGAACAGGUAACCUCGGUCCUCCCAAUCAUCUCAAUCUCCAAAGUCCCAUUCCCUCCUUCCUUCCAGAUAUCCCGAUACCAAGCUGGGUGAGGAGCCUCGAACUUGAAAAGUAUACCGAGAACUUGAAAGAUCUAAGCUAUGGUGAGUUCCUGGAGCUAGAUGACCGGGCCCUGAAGUUGAGGGGCGUGAAUCCUGUUGAGCUUCGAGGCCAAAUGUCACUUUUUGAUAAAGAGAUCGAAGCUGAAGAGGGUAAAGGGAACUAUAACUCUACAGGAUACCCGGAUGAAGCCAUCACAUCCAAUAAUGGGGGAUAUCAGUCUUCGAAGGUAAUCGCUCCUAUCCCGCGAUCAAACAAUGAGAACAUCCACAACAAACCCCUCUAUCCUCCCAACGAAAUAGUAACCUUUCGUACAACCACGCAGAGCAACAUAAUCAGUCAUCCCGGUCGAUUUCCAACAUUCUGGCCUCAAGGAGCACAAAAUGAUGGUCUGUAUGCUCCUUUGGGACCAGCAACCAUGCAUUUCAAUCAACAUAAUGAGUUUACACGACAACCUGCGACAUACAAUCAGGAUGCCCAAGUCCUACUCGCCGGAACUAUAUAUCGGGCAGCACCAUAUUUACCAUUCAAGCUCCAACAUGACCUCCUAACUACGGUCCAAACUCUCCUCGAGGAAGCCUGUUUUUAUUUUGCGCAAAAGUGGCUGCCAGAAGUUUUAAAACGGAGAGAUUGGGAUACACCGGAGCAAGGCGAGCUCACCGCAUGGUGGAACAUAUUCAAGGAUUGCUGUGUUCCAGAAUACGCCGUUGCCUUCCAUGGUCUCGGGGUGGCACAAAUUUUUAGAUCUUGCCGUGAGAUCCGCAAUAAUGCUGUUCACAGAAACAGAGUGUCAAUCAUUGGGAUUAAGAGUAUGGUGGGCUAUGCGUUGCAGCUGGUGCUUGGGUUGAAGGAUGCUCCGAGGUCUUCAAAAAUGCGAAACCUGAAAGAUGCUUUGGACCGCCGGGAUCUGGAGGAAUUGCAGAAACAUAUUGAUGCGCCCUUGGGGAGUCUUAACUACCUGGGAUGGAGCAAUCUAGCGGGGAUGGAUAAUCCAUCCGCCGGUAUGUUGACAAACAGCAGAAACCUGAAUGGUGCAAACCAGUUACCACCUGGAACGGAGAACAGUUCGCAGUUUAUCCGUCUUGGCCAGCCGCCAGGAUUACGACCCAUCAUGGGUCUGCAACAGGCUGGCAAGCCAUGGGAAAACAAUGGGAACGAGAGCCUACCGCCUGAUGGUGGACUUCCGAAAGCUGCCUUGCAUAUGGAUCAUCCCGAGAUGGUGGCAGACCGCAUUGCGGAAUUGCAGGACAAAAUGCAAGUUGACAAAGUAUCCGAAAUAAUUCCUGGCCCACCAAUUUUACCAGACGCCAAGAACCAUGGAGCUGUUGAAGAUGGCAGAUCAAAGAAAGGGCGAAUAAUCAUUGAUUUGACAGAAGACAAACCCAUCAUCGACCUUACCCAGGACACCGACGAAGAUAGUAUGGGUAAUGGAAGUACGGAUGAUAUAGAUGGUGACAGCUUAAAAGUUGCGAGUCCCAUCUUUUUCUUCGGUAGAAAUAACUCCCAACCUCAGUCCCGAAAGCCUGCUCGGGUGAUGGAGCCAGACCAGAGGAGAGGCAGAAAAGAAAAAUUUCGAAAAAUCCGCGCGGAGAAGAGGCUGCUUUCGAAGGAACCCCUUGGAGCCAGAAGGUAA